CUGCCUUCCUGCCCCUCCCCCCCCAGGAGCCCAAGCCCCUUCUUGGCCCCCUCCUUUGGCCCUUGGGCUCUUGGGCUCCUUCCAGUCAGGGAUUCCCAGCCUCAGCUGUCAGGGGGUCCCAGGCGCCCCCGACAGCCUCUGGGAGACCCCGGCUCGCCUUCCUCCUGCUUCUCCAGGCUCAGCCGCCCCAGGAACACUUGAGUCUCCCCAGGGUGUUGCCCUCCCUGCCAGGUGCUCUGGUGCCCCCUGAGCCUGCCCAGCCCCUCCCUGGGCUCCCCUUCCCAGGCCUCCCUCCAGCUGCCCCCUCACAGCCUCUCCUCUUCCCAGGGUCUCCCGUGAGAGCAGGCCUGGCCCUGGGGGACUCCUGUGGCCCCUCACCCCAUGGAGAUCCCUGUAGGGCAGCCUCAGCCUGGGAAGAAAAGGGAAAACCUGCCCCUCUGGGUCCUUUCUUUCUCCUGCUCAGGGUGCAGAGCUCCCCCCCCCACACACACACACACAUUCCCCCCUGCUUACCCAGGGAGGAUCUGCUGAGCCAAAGCCCAGCUGGAGGGAGCCCAGAGGCAGAGAGGAUGAUGGGAAAGAGGGAGGGGGAGGAGUGAGACAUUCCCUGGGCCAGGGGAGGCCUGUUGGGCAUAGCUGUGGCUGGAACUCCAUUCAGGGACCAGAAAGUGGACUGAAGCGGGGAGGGGGCAGGAGCCUGAGUGGGGAGAUGUAAAAAGGAAUUCUUGAUUCCUUCUUUAAUUUAACAGGGACCUGGAAGUCCUCCAACAUCAGAGAUGUAAAGGGAUUCACCAGCUCACAGUUAUAGGAAGGAGAAACCAUGGACAGGAAGGAGGAAGCUUAGAAACAGGAAGUGAGAUAGGAAAAGGCUAUAAAGGGGGGCCAGCAUCAGUUGAGACGAGGCUACAAAAAGCUGGAGGAACUUCAUGGGGGACUCACUGCGGCUACUUUGCUGCCUCCACAGGGAGCCUGGAGUGCCCCCGAUGGCGUUGGAGAGGGACAGAAUCCCAGGCCAGGAGGUGGUGACAUUCCAGGAUGUGGCUGUGGACUUCACUCAGGGGGAGUGGCGCCUCUUGUCCCCUCCCCAGAAGGAGCUGUACAGGGAGGUAAUGCUGGAGAAUGUCCGGAACCUGCUCUCUGUGGGUAAGGAGCCUCUCCCUGCUGCCCGAGUCUGCCAUCCAAGGGAAUGUCGCCCUCAGCAGCAGAAAGAGAGAUCAGACCUGAAAUGAAGCUGACUGCAACAGAGGUGAGCCUCUCUGUGGAAGAAAUGAACCUACAAAGAUUCAUGAGUGAUUGUCCUGAUAACUUUGCUUUCAGAGAAUUCUGUGUUGCACCUCAAAAUUCAUCUCAUAUUGAACAUCAAGGAAUUCACUCUGGGGACAAAUCUAGUGAAGAUAAUCAGUGCGGAAAGACUUUGAUGCAUAGGGCCAUUCGUGUGGGACAUCAGAGAAGGCAGUCUCUUAAGAAACCUUAUGAAUGCAAGCAGUGUGGAAAGACAUUCACAUAUUACUCCAGUCUAGCUAGACAUCAGAGAAUCCACUCUGGGGAGAAACCUUAUGAAUGCAACCAAUGUGGAAAGACAGUCAGUCGGAGUUCCUAUCUUGCUCAACAUCAGAGAAUCCACUCUGGGGAGAAACCUUAUGAAUGCAACCAAUGUGGAAAGACAUUCAGUCAGAGCUGCAAUCUUUUUAUACAUCAGAGAAUCCACUCUGGGGUGAAACCUUAUGAAUGCAACCAAUGUGGGAGGGCAUUCAGACUGAGCUCCAGUCUCGCUGUACAUCAGAGAAUCCACUCUCAGGAGAAACUUUAUGAAUGCAAGCAAUGUGGAAAAACAUUUCAUUGGAAUUCCAGUCUUGCUAAACAUCAGAGAAUCCACACUGGAGAGAAACCUUGUGAAUGUAAGCAAUGUGGAAAAACAUUUCAUUGGAAUUCCAGUCUUGCUAAACAUCAGAGAAUCCACACUGGAGAGAAAUCUUAUGAAUGCAAGCAAUGUGGAAAAACAUUUCAUUGGAACUCCAGUCUUGCUAAACAUCAGAGAAUCCACACUGGAGAGAAACCUUAUGAAUGCAAGCAAUGUGGAAAAACAUUUAAUCAGAGCUACCAUCUUGCUAUACAUCAGAGAAUCCACACUGGGGAGAAACCUUUUGAAUGCAAGCAAUGUGGAAAGAGAUUCUCAGAGAACUCCAUUCUUGCUGUACAUCAAAGAAUCCAUACCGGUGAGAAACCUUAUGAUUGUAAGAAAUGUGGAAAGACAUUCAGUCAGAGCUGCAAUCUUGCUCUACAUCAGAGAAUCCACACUGGGGAGAAACCUUAUGAAUGCAACCAAUGUGGAAAGACAUUCAGUCGGAGCUCCAGUCUUGCUGUACAUCAGAAAAUCCACUCUGGGGAGAAACCGUAUGAAUGCAACCAAUGUGGAAAGACAUUCAGUCGGAGCUCUCAUCUUGCUGUACAUCAGAGAAUCCACACUGGGGAGACACCUUAUGAAUGCAACCAAUGUGGAAAGACAUUCAGUCAGAGCUCCAGUCUUGCUGUACAUCAGAGAAUCCACACUGGGGAGAAACCUUAUGAAUGUAAGAAAUGUGGAAAGACAUUCAGUCAGAGCUGCCAUCUUGCUCUACAUCAGAGAAUCCACUCUGGGGAGAAACCUUAUGAAUGCAACCAAUGUGGAAAGACAUUCAGUCGGAGCUCUCAUCUUGCUGUACAUCAGAGAAUCCACACUGGGGAGAAACCAUAUGAAUGCAACCAAUGUGGAAAGACAUUCAGUCGGAGCUCCAGUCUUGCUGUACAUCAGAGAAUCCAUACUGGGGAGACACCUUAUGAAUGCAACCAAUGUGGAAAGACAUUCAGUCAGAGCUCCAGUCUUGCUGUACAUCAGAGAAUCCACACUGGGGAGAAACCUUAUGAAUGUAAGAAAUGUGGAAAGACAUUCAGUCAGAGCUCAUACCUUGCAGUACAUCAGAGAAUCCAUACCAGGGAGAAACCUUAAUAAUAAAAGCUACGUGGAAACAUGUUCACAUGCAGUUCCAGUCUUGCUGUUGUGUGAAGGAAAUUUACCCUACCCCCCUUUCUGGGGCAGUAUAUGCCUUGUGUGAGCCUGAACUUGAUGCCAGUGAGGAUUAUGUGAUGGAAUCCAUUGAGUGAGGAUAGAAUUGUAUCUAGAAAAGGGCAGCAAUAGAGUUGAGAGAUCAGGAGACAACAGGGUGAUGUCCCCUGCAGUGCCCCCUGGACUGGCCCCCUGGCAACACUGUCCAAAAAGAAAGCCAUGUUUGGCUCCUGGAAUGAGAUUUGUUAGUGAGUGGUGUAAAAAUGGAGAUCUUUGAACCCAAGAUUUCAAUCACCAGAGGUCCUAGGUAUUUCCCUAAAUUCUCGAUAAUCUCACUUCAGUCUCCACCUGGGCGAGAUCACAAUGAGUAUUUAACUGGCAGUCUCUGCCUCCCUCUGGCUGGGCCAUUGCAAUAAUGGGGUAAGUAAGCUGGUUCUUAUUUUGUGUUUUCUUUAUUCCUUGAUUUAUAAUAAUCCUUAAUAAACCUCAUAAAAUACAAUAUUUUAAUAAUUUGAGAUAUUUUAAUUUUUUAAAAAUAUAGCCUAGAUAAUUUUUUAAGCCACAUUGCUCCAAGGCUUUUCAGCAAAGCCUCUUGAUGUACUCGCAUCUACUGCCUGUUUGCCUGCUUCUGCACUUGCCUCCAUUCAUCCACUUUGGACCUGCUUGACCCAUAUCGCUCUCCUAGUCCCAACCUGCCUCCAUCCUGCCCCAACUGAUCUCCAGCCUCUCAACUAGAUCGUCCAAGGCCAGCCCCAGGACCCAGACUUCUGGUAGCUGCCCUUUUUGUGUGUUUGGAAUCAGAAACCAGCUGGUAAAAAUGGGGGUAUCUUUUCCUUAGGCUCCAAUUAGCCUCCACGUGGCAGGGAACCACAGGGUGGUGGAAUGAGGAGAAGGUAGACUUUUCCAAACAGGAAGUAUGGAGGAUUCUAUGAGAAUAUUACCUAUUAUAGUCUCCAGUUUUAGGAUUUUUUUUUUUUGAGUGCACUGAUCCUUUCAUUAAUUUCACCUGAUAUUCAGGAAAGGAAUUCAUCUCCCUGCAACUCUUCCGUUUGGGCCUGCCCAAUUUGAGAUUCCAUAAACCCACCCUCACUAUAGGAGGGCAGCUGGGUUGCUCAGUGGAUUGAGAGCCAGGCCUAGAGAUGGGAGGUCCUGGGGUAAAAUCUGUCCUCUGACACUUUCUAGCUGUCUGACCCUGGGCAAGUCACUUGACCCCCAUUGCCUACCCCUUACCAAUCUUCUGUCUUGGAACAAAUCCCAUAGUUCUGAUAAAUAGUAUCUCAACGGAUAAAAACAACAACAACAAAACCCCAAGGAACUUUAAUGAGACUGUAGGUUAUAUUUUAAGGCAUUUCAGAUUCCAAUUUAAAAAAAAAAAAAACUUUUAUUGCAUUUUACUGAUUAUUUUGUUUGAGAUUUUAUUUUGUUGUUUUUAAGUUCAUAUAUUAAUGUAUUCAAUACUUUUCUGUUACACUGAAUCAUUUUAAUGUACUGGGUUUUUAACUGUUGUUAUAUUCUGUUGCUUUUCCCCUAUAACUACACUGAACAAAUAUUGAAUAAGCCCAUAUAAAAACAACUUUUUUCUACUUUUGACUUUGUAACUUGUCACAUAGAGGAUGGAUGGACUUCUUUACAAUUGUAUAACAACCUUUGAAAAAUUUAAUGAGCUAAAGGUCUCAAAUUGAUUUUAAGGGUACUUUAGAUGUGAUUUUUAGAUGUUUUUCAACUCUGCUCAUUUUGCCUACCUCUAACAGGAGGUAAGGUCCAUUUUAGUAGCUAAUGUGAAAUACAAUUUUAAUCCCCACCUUCCACAUUUAUAAAAAUGUGAAAGAAUGGGACAUCACAGUCUCAUACCAAAGGAGCUGGGAAGUUAAUCCCAGGGCAUGGAACCCAUGGAUGACUCCCAAAAGAGGAGCAUCUUAUUUAUUUAUAACUUCAGCUCACUUUACCCAACAUCAACAGUACAGUGGUUUGGUUUGGUUUGGUUUUUUCCUAGACUCCUGUGCCACAUUUUUAAAUGAUAUCUAUAUUUCUUGAGGAUGUUCUAGACACAAAUGAGUUUUACUUGGUUCAAAAAAGUAUUUGCCAAUGUGGGGUUUUCCUUAAUGGACUUCCCUGACCAGCAGGGUCCCACAAGGGAAGAGGCUCCCCUUUGUAUUGGGACCCGAGGAGAGGUAGGAACUGAGAACCAGGGUGGAGAAUGAAAGACACGGACAAGUCAGUGGUUGGAUAGGGCAGGCAACCGCUAUGAUACUCCCCUUGAUAGGAAAGUAUGAGUACAAAGGAACACAGGCGGAGGAGGAGAUUAAGGUAGGGAAUGCAGGCCGAGAUGGUUACAGCCUCGGGGAAGGAGAAGGUCAAGAGGAGAGACAGAGUCAUUGAGGAGCCCAGUGGAGCUCCAUGGAAGGGAAAGGCAAGAGGAAGUUCAUGGGUUUGCCUCUGAAUUUAUUCAUGUCCUGCUUGGGCCUUACUCCCAAGCCCGUAGUAACCACAUCACAAAGUAUAGACACUUCAGAUUGGGUGGAAGGUAGAGGGAACACCUUUGUGAGUGUAGAUUGCAAACCGCGCUUUCCUGGGGAAUUGACUCCAGGCAUGCUAAUGAGUUUGUCUUAGCCAAGGGCCGCAUGGCCAGUUCAAGGUUACAUUCACAAGCCUCCUUGGUAUCACCUUAUGCUUGGAGACACAGUCGCCACACAGUCAUUUAUAUUUCAUAGAUGUGAAUAUGCUUGGGAUGCUACAGCCAAGGUUGAAAGAUUUGCUACACCUAAAAAAAAAGUUGUGACCAAUAUCCAUCAGUUCAUAGGCUUUUAAAAAAAUGCCAUAUAUCAACUUAUGUGAAAUAUGAUAGUGGGCUUGUUUGCUAUUGUAAUUAACUGGGCUAUUGUGAAUUGGGGGGAUUGGCUGUACUACUGUUCUUUAUUAAAAAAAAACAAAACUCUU
Molecule: messenger RNA, 5980 nt
Organism: Monodelphis domestica (gray short-tailed opossum)
Lineage: Eukaryota; Metazoa; Chordata; Mammalia; Didelphimorphia; Didelphidae
Product: zinc finger protein 426-like
Biological process (GO): regulation of transcription by RNA polymerase II
Molecular function (GO): DNA-binding transcription factor activity, RNA polymerase II-specific; RNA polymerase II cis-regulatory region sequence-specific DNA binding
Source: RefSeq, a predicted model, not a curated record